AUGCACAGGUGUGAUGCUCACGUAUGCAGUGACAAGGGUCGUGCGAUGUGCACUUUGGCCGGAUGCGGAGGCCCGCAAGGCACGGCAUGUUGGUUGACAAGCGUGACCAUCAACAUGCAGAUUGUAUGUCCCUUGCCCCUUGCGCAAUUCCUUUCGCUCUUUUUGUCCUCUGCUGCUUCCCUUCCGACUCGUCAAUAUAUCAGCAUCAUGCGGCUCGACCUUGUGAAUCACAUCGCCCUCUCAUCCUUGUAUAUCGCCGGCGCCUCUGCUCUCACCUACCCAGCCUUGAUCGUCACCCCCGUCGACAGACGCUCGCAUACAGUCGCCUUCCCCUCCUAUACCCACCCUUCAUCACAUACCCAACAUGCGCGGGAGGACACGGAGACUCAGACUUUGGCCGCUACGGCGACGACACUCGGCUCAUCAGAAAACACGACGGCCUCGGAUUCGGCCACGACCACUCAGUCUUAUAAUCUGGUCACUGCCAGUACACCGAUAGCUCUCGCUGCGACAAUGGGGCUCAUUAUGCCUAAUCCUUGGCGGACGUUAUAUACAGAUCUCGAGUAUAGCUUUGGCUUCAUCGACGCCGUAUCUCAGCCCGCACCCACCUAUGGAGGAUGGAUUCGGCAAGUCACGCCUCUGAUGAUACUAUCCAACCACACGGUUGACGUCUUCACUUCGAGUGGAACUGACGAUCCCACGAGUGUGGACGCUAUUCCAGAAGGGAGCGACGGGCUCUGCGGAGCGACCGUUGAAAAGUCGGCGGUGGCAUACAGCUUCAAGUUUGAAGAACCGGGGUGGUACAUGUUUGUCGUCAAUCAGACUUACAUGCAGGCCAACGUAACCAGCAACAACCAAUGCACCCGUCCUAUCCUGCAACAGGAUUCAUUCUUUGCGACUCAGACCUUCUCCAUCUCCCCUCGCCCAAUCUGGUCUCCAGGUCCCCAGGCACCUACCAGCGCGUACACCGUCUGGGCAGCUGUGACCACGUCUACCCCUGGCAAUCUCCCAUACGAUGAGCAACCAAUGUCAAAGAGUCAAAAGCUAGGGGUGGCAUUAGGGGCAGCUGGAGGAGUCUUGGGGGUAGCGUUCAUCGUUGCGGUGGUUUGGUGGGUCAGGAAUAAGAGAAAAAUGGAGUCAGAGACGCUCGCUUUCUCACGCCUCACUCCUCAGGCCCAGGAAGAGUUCCUGCGUGAUAACCCCAAGUCAUUCCUCAAUCCGAACCACCCUCGCUAUGCGCGCAAUAACGCAUAUGGCGGUGCGCCUGCGCCGCCCGGUACAAUUGCCCACGGACUGUGGUAUAGCCAGCAGCUUUGGAAUCACCAGGUUAUGCAGCGACCACAAGCGCCAUGGGGUGCUGGUGUCAGCUGGGGGAGCUCCCAGCCGAUGGCAAGUACGGGGAUGAUGCCGAGUCAACAAGCAUAUGGACAGCAUCAAAUACAGCAGCCAUUGAUGGAUAAUAGUAGACCCAUAUGA
This is a messenger RNA of Cryptococcus amylolentus CBS 6039, 1476 nucleotides long. RefSeq lists its product as hypothetical. Lineage: Eukaryota; Fungi; Basidiomycota; Tremellomycetes; Tremellales; Cryptococcaceae. The record is from RefSeq and is a predicted model, not a curated record. The coding region runs from base 1 to 1476 and encodes 491 amino acids. The transcript has 5 exons.